CUCUAGCUCUGGGUUUCCUGGCUGUGGCGUAACGCCCAACCAACUGGAUAUCACAACUCUGCUUAGCGAUGCAGGACAAAGAAGUAUGCUGCGAGCAGGGGUCUAGAGCCCAACAGUGAGGCGAAGAGAUGGGAUUCCCCUCUUGAGUUCGAAUUCUGUGCUGGACUUUUCUCCCAGUCUCCCAAUACUUAAAUGGUCUCUUGCCGUCCAUAUGAAGAGGCUGCUUCAACACCACACCCUUCAUACUCACCCGGAGUCUUGUUUCAACACCACAUUCUUCACACUCCACUCGGAGUCUUGUUUCAACAUGCACGACUACGAACCCGUUCCCAACCUGGGUCUUGGUUGUCCCAAGGGCGGCGACUUCUGGAUCUGUGCGCACAAACCGGCCCGUUUCAUCGGCUGCUGCACAUCGAACCCUUGCGAGACCGAUUACGGUGUCUGCCCUGACGACGACCUCCAGCCUGCGACGUUCGACAAGGACGCCUAUGCUGAAAUCCCGGGACAAGCUUGUGUCAGCGACAACUACUUGGUCCAGUGGUACAUCUGUGCCGGGACCACGCCGCCGUUCAUCGGAUGCUGCACUGUCGAUCCCUGCGAGAAAGGCAGCUGCCCUGAUGCGUCUCUCAAGGCUGCUCGUCUGAGCGAUCUUGAGGAGAAUGCCGACAAGUUCAUGGAAUGUGUCACGGUUUCGUCGGCUCCAACAACCUCAUCGGCUUCGAUGACUUUGUCUACCUUGUUGACAUCCACAUUGACAACGUCGACGACCUCCACGGGCACCUCAUCGAGCACUCCGCGUCCCGAUCGCAAUGGUGGUCAUGGACUGGACAAUGGGGAAACCGCUGGGAUUGCAAUCUCGAUGGUGAUCGUUGUUGUUGUACUACUGGUGUUGGUAUUCUGGCACUAUCGGGCGAGAGUGUCGACCUGGAAGAACAACCGGAGCACGAAGCGGACGAUGCGACGUCGUAGCAGCGACGAUGACGAACGCCAGGACACGGGCGUUCCGGAGAAACAGAAGAGUCCCGACGACAGAGUCCCCGAUCCCCUUGCGAGCGAUGGUCCUCCUUCGAAAGACGAUCCCUCUGCGAGAGAGCAGGUGGUGUCGAUGACGGAAUCGGAACGUCAAGAAGCCAUGUUUGGACUCACGACCCCCGCUCGCCCUGCAAAAGACGAUUCCUCAGCAGAAGACGAUCCCCCUGCCGAAGAGAUGCCAGAAUGUCGAAAAUCCACGUCGAGAGUGACGAACCCUGAUCCAGAGCCCGACUCUCCAACAGAGGCACCCGAGUCUCUGACAGACAACCCUGGUUCGAAUUCGCUAGGUGUUCAAAUAUUCGGAAGGUCCUACAGCCAGAAAGGAUAUGGCUACGAGCCCAUGGCAUUUCCCCCACCACUGAACGUGAACAAGACAGCUCCAGGUAGUUCAUCUCGCCAAUGGAGCUCAGCAGUGCCAGACCGGGAUUCUCUGCCGUCAAAUUCGGCUGCAGCUGAUCCGUCGCUGAUCAAUCGCCAACCUCUGCGUCCUUCAUCUGAAGAUCCAUCGCGUGGACCGAACCCGGGAGUUAUUACCCGAGGGUCCGUACCAACAGUGCCGCCUCAACAUCCUCCGGCGUCAGCUCAAGGGAGGUCGGCUUAUAUGCGCUACAGGGCUUCCACUCCGGAGCCUCGGCCUGGGUCAAUCGGGUACAUCCCAGAACAGCACUGAUUGAUAUCUUUUUUUCUUUCUUUGGUGGAUGACGCAUGUGUCUUUGCAGAUGGGCAUUGAAGGGUCCUUGGACCUGGUAUUCGGUCUGGACAGACCAGGGCCACCCCUACACCGUAAGACGACUCACGUCUUCUUGUUGCAAAUGCCUUUCAUUUCCUUUGUCAAAUCUUAUUUAGGGAGCUCGCUUGUAUCUUGAAAUCACACUUGGUAUGCAGAAUUGUUGGUUUCACAGUCG
Molecule: messenger RNA, 1937 nt
Organism: Ilyonectria robusta
Lineage: Eukaryota; Fungi; Ascomycota; Sordariomycetes; Hypocreales; Nectriaceae
Exons: 1
Coding region: 212-1702 (496 amino acids)
Source: RefSeq, a predicted model, not a curated record